Messenger RNA from Symbiodinium sp. CCMP2592, 549 nucleotides. NCBI's taxonomy places the organism in Eukaryota, Dinophyceae, Suessiales, Symbiodiniaceae. The record is from the annotation of a GenBank genome assembly.
AUGUUCCAAUGUCGGAUGUGUUCGGAAAACCCCUUCAGUGCCUUGGUGGGUGCUCCUCCCGGCAAGAGCGAGGAGAAGAAAAAGAAGAAGGACAAAGGUGAAGGCAAGAGGAAGUCGGUAUCCAAGCGAGACCAGGGCGCCUUCAACGCGCGGAACGAGGCAGAAGUGCGAGCUGCCGUCGAGCGCUGGAGUGAGUAUGCCCACCCUCGUGCCAAAGAGUUCUUUUCCACGCCAGAGCAGCUUGAGGAAGUUCUCAUUCAGUUGGCAAAGGGCACUGACAAGAAUGACGAUCCUAUCCUCGGCGGGGACGAGAAGUGUGUGUACUGGUAUGGCGACGUCACGAAGGAUGACCAUCAGGCGGCAAUCCGCAUGGUCAAGCCAGGCGAGCAAAGUGAAUCUGUGACAUAUGUGAAUCGUGUCCUUGCUUUCAUCUUCGCUACCGACGAUUCUUUCGAGAAGCUCAUGCAGCUUCCCAAGGAGCCCUUUAGGAUGAGCUGCGGAGACCAGCUUUGCGUGAACCUCGCUCAUAUCUCCUUGGCGGUGUCGUAA